Durio zibethinus is the source of this 1401-nucleotide messenger RNA. Lineage: Eukaryota; Viridiplantae; Streptophyta; Magnoliopsida; Malvales; Malvaceae. The record is from RefSeq and is a predicted model, not a curated record.
GUCAUGUCACUGCUAUCAGUUGGCUCAAAUAUUACUUUGAUGAAAUUCCAGACUCAGCCAUUCAGUCCCAUUUUAACAAGGGCCUUGUUCAGAUGGAAUCCUCAAAUCCAAAUGCUGAUGAUUCUUUCAUAAAAAGGGAUGGGCAAAUGAAACCCUUGAGAAAGGUCAAGCAUAAUGAGGUGAUGGAGGUCGGGGCAAGAGUUUGGGUACCUGUAUCAAUUGCAGAGACUCGAGUUUCCAAGAGAUUUGAUUGUAUACCAAGUGGGACACUCUAUCCAAAUGCGGAUGAGAUUGAAUAUUUGCAAAGGCUUGUCAAGUACAAGGACUAUGCUAUACUUGUAUUAAAUAAACCCCCCAAGCUGCCAGUAAAGGGAAGUAUGCCUGUACAUAACAGCAUGGAUGCAUUGGCGGCUGCAGCUCUGUCUUAUGAUUAUGAUGAGGGUCCUAAACUGGUGCAUCGGCUUGAUAGAGAAAGCAGUGGCCUCCUGUUAAUGGGAAGAACUAAAGAAAGCAUAAAUCAUCUUCAUUGGCUAUUCAAUGACUUAAAUACAGCAAAAUCCUCAUGUAAGGCUUGGAAUGAUGCAUGUGAUGCUAAGUUUCAGCGGUUUUGGGCAUUGGUGAUAGGCACUCCAAAGGAGAAUGAAGGCUUAAUUUGCGCUCCUCUUUCAAGGAUUCUUCUUGAUGAUGGUAAGACUGAGAGGGUCAUCUUGGCUCAGAAUGUGGGUUUAGAACCUUCUCAAGAGGCUAUGACUGAAUAUCGGGUACUAGGUCCUACAAUAAAUGGAUGCUCGUGGAUUGAAUUGCGCCCACUUACUAGCAGGAAGCACCAGCUUCGUGUCCAUUGUGCAGAAGCUCUUGGGACUCCUAUAGUUGGUGACUACAAGUACGGCUGGUUUGUUCACCGGAAAUGGAAGCAGAUGCCCCGAGUUGAUAUUGAACCAAUGACGGGAGAACCAUACAAGUUACGAAGGCCAGAAGGUCUGGAUGUUCAGAAGGGAAGUGUAUUGUCCAAGGUUCCCUUGUUGCAUCUGCAUUGCAGAGAGCUUGUACUUCCAAACAUUGCAAAGUUCCUUCCAGUGCUGAAUAAGAAAACAGAAACCCUGCCUCCUGCGUUUAGCGCAAAGCCGGAUCUCCUUCGCUUUGUAGCAUCAAUGCCUAAACACAUGAAGAUUAGUUGGAAUCUGAUGUCCUCCUAUUUAGUGUAAAUAUCCAAGUUGGCACAUGGUUAGUGAUGGUAAAACUUAUGAAUUUUGAUAUCUGAUCUUCUAUUCAUUAACAAUAUAUACUUACAAAUCCUUGAUUUUAUGUUUUGCUGCCAGUUCAAUUUUGUGGAGGUCCUGAUAAUCUUGUGUUAUAAUUAUGGGAUUUGUUUUUAUGCAAUGAUUGUAGUUAUUUUUGUUA